AUGGCGAUAACCUGUCUGAGUAAAAUCAUGGACCAAGAUCAACGGCAUGACCACCUACGAAGGAAAAACCUGUUUCCUUUCUCCAAGCUUCGCGGCUACCUUCAAUGUCAUAUAGAAGCGAUAUGUGCCGAAGACGACGCCAAGUUACAGCGCGUGCUGACCGAUAUCGAAGCCGAUAUGCGUCCUUUUUACAUUUACCUAGCCAGAAUGGCAUUUCUUUCCACGCUGGCAUCGAGCGAAAGCGGAGGCGCAUAUCUCGUUCAGUUGGGUGCCAUUAACGGACUGGCGAACUGUCGUUGUUUUGGUUUUGUACCUGCGUCGGCUCAGCUGUGGCAUAACGAAACCAACGAUGAUGGAACACAAAGUCUAGCUUCUCGGUAUGAGUACGUCUUCUCGGCAGCGUUGAAUUUCUGUCUAUCAGCAAUCAUCGGAACCGGCAACAAGAACAUCCAGACGAUGACACAAAUGAUACACUUCCUUGUGACGAACCAGGACAUUUUUAACUUAUUAUUCCAAAGUUUCGAACGUUCUGAUAUUUCGCUGGUGAAGCUAAAACUGCAGGAAAAGGCAGUUGCUGCCAUCACGCAGUGCCUUUCUGCUGGAAACCUCAGAGAUAUUCCUAAUGGGUUGAAGAUGCAGAUCAGCAUGUUCGGCCGGUCACUUUUCCGUCUGUUGCCACGCGUGUGUCGGUUUCCCGACUGGAUUCGGGAAGCCACCGACGGCAAAUGUCAAAGCAGCCGAGCAAUUCGGAGUGAGGUUCUGAUACUGCUUACGGUCGGUCACGUGAUCCGAUGGUGUGCGAACAAGUUGCCACAACUUGGAGGAGACCCAUCUUUCCAGUUAAUGUUUAUGCCAAGUUAUUGGGGUGGCGUUAAAUCGUCCGAUGCCAGCACGGACGAUUUGUUCGAGUUGUGUCGCAGCUGUUACGCUCACUGUAAGAUGCUAAGCGGCCGUCAGUCGAAAUUCCGUAAGAUGUUUGCCGAUCUCAAGGAGAUGUCUUACGACGAGCUGCAGACUGUGAGUGUUUUUUACUCAUUCAAGUUCGUAAUAUUGUCGACUGAAACCUUUUCUGUUCCCACGGUGCAUUUUUUUUAAUA
Soboliphyme baturini is the source of this 1097-nucleotide messenger RNA. The record is from the annotation of a GenBank genome assembly. Lineage: Eukaryota; Metazoa; Nematoda; Enoplea; Dioctophymatida; Soboliphymatidae.